CCUCACCCUCAGUGUUUCGGCGCACUGUAUGCACGGCCACACUGGGCGCUAUCGAUUUAUUUUUGUUAAAAAGACAAUUAAUCCCCAAAGUUGUCGCGAAACUACUCGCGCCCAGCGCUUCAGAUCGGAGGCCCCACUUCGCUGCCUGCCCAAGCACACGGACUAUAAACCCGAUACCUCAAUCAGUUCAAUCAAAUCAAGCAGGAGGCAGCAGCACAACAACAUCGCAAGCUCGCCACGUCAGUGGGAGUGAGCGAGAGCGCGAUUACGAAGCGCACGGGCCUCGGCAAGGGAGAGAGAAAGAGGAGGAACAUGUUUAGUAACAUCAAGGAGCGUUUUAUAUCGGCCAUCGCGCCGGACCUGCCGCCCUUGCCAGGGCCAGGCGAGCGGCGGAUUGGUGCCGGAAGCGGCCACCUGCACAACUCCCCGCACCAGCGCCUUCGCUUUGGUGGCUCCGGCGGUCAGCCGAUGCCGGAUAAGUUCCCCUACGCCCGGCCUCCCUUUCUGCAGCUCCUCACCCCGGACGAACUGCGCGCCUCGGCGGACCACAAUGUGCGGCCCAUCAUCGUUCCGCGGGACAUCAACCUGCUGCCCUGGGGCACCGGAUACGCCGAGUGCGUGAACUCCGGCAAAUCCGAGUGGAACGAGGACCAGGGCGCCUUCUGUCGGCAAGUUCUCUCGGAUCCUGAACACAAGCACCCAGAUCUUCCGUACACAUACUUCGGAAUUUUUGAUGGACACGCCGGAUAUGGAGCCGCACUGGCGGCCUCGCACCAGUUUCAUCACAUCCUGCACGAAAAGCUAGUAGACUGCCUUGAGCUGCUCCUGCCACGGGAUGCGGACUCCGCCAGUGGCGGAGGGGAUGGCAUUCAAGUGAAUCCUACAUUCCCGCACCCCAUCUACUUCCAGCGCCGGGUGACCAAGGACGAACUUAUCAUCGGUGCUCUGGAAAGUGCCUUCUUCAACAUGGACUCGCUGAUAGCGCAGGACAACGAUCGUUAUCGAGAUGCCGGCGGCUGCACCGCCUGCGUUUCAUUGUUUAUUGAUGGCAAGAUGUAUGUGGCCAAUGCCGGCGACUCUAGAGCUGUGCUCUGCCAGCGCCGUGCCACUUCUGAUAGGCAACAAACAAGUACGAGCUCUGGUAUUGAACCGGAUCCACUAGAAGCCAGCUGCUAUCCAGUGCCGUUCUCGGCUGAUCACACGCCCGAAACCGAGCGCGAACGUCUGCUGAAUGUAGCUAGAUUGAAGCCGCACCUUAUGGGUCAACAUUAUGUGGCAAUGGAGUACGCCAAACGGCCGCACAUCAAGGACAUGGGCCAGCGCAUUCUCUGCCGACAGGGCACAAUGCGUGGCUGGACUUACAAGACGCUGACCCGGGAGGAUCUCCGCAUGCCGGUGGUGAAUGGCGAGGGCAAGAGAAGCCGCUUGCUGGGCACACUAGGAGUGACGCGUGGUUUCGGCGAUCACGAUCUGCUGGCCAUUAACACGGGUAUACAGAUAAAACCCUUCCUCACGCCCCAUCCCGAUGUGAGGCAGCGAGAUCUUACGCAGGUGGUUUGCAUUUCGGAUGACGACAACCGGGAUGGCGAUUACGGCGUGCUCGUCAUGGCCACCGAUGGCCUGUGGGAUGUUUCCGAGAACGAGAGCGUUGCACGCAUUGUCUUCCAGACGCUCUCCAAAUAUCCUACGGAGAAGCAUCGCUAUACGAUGGUCGCCCAGGAGCUGGUGGCUCGUGCUCGGGGAAAAAUCAACGACUCCGGGCACUGGCGUCUCGCCGACAGCAAGGCAGCAGCCACUGUUGACGAUAUCUCAGUGAUUGUCAUUCCGGUUAGCCAGUAUUACAAGGAGCAUGUAGAGUGGACGCAGAACUACAAACGGGAUCUCGAGCACCGACGCCGCCAAGCACAGGCCAACAUGGCCCAGGAGGCGGUCGCCGUCCUCAAUGGCGUAGUGGCCGAGGAAGCUCACGUUGUCGAGGAGGAGGAGGAGGGCGAGGUGGUUGUGCACGAGGCAAGGUCUUCUCAGAAGCCUCAACAGGUGGAGGAGUCGGUCGACGAGACCCUGGUGGUUGAACUGAGCCCCACGCUGGAGCAAGUGCAGCUUAAAGACAAGGAUGUUGCAGCGUCCGACACGGUUCAGGAGAAGGAUGAUGAUAAGGACAAAGAGGCGUCGCGGCAGCAACUCCAAAAACAGCUCCAAAAGGGUCGCAAGGGCAAGAGCAAGCACUAGGACAAACGUCCUGCCACACAGCCGAUAUAGCUAUAGCCGAAAGUUAUUGGGACAUCUAUAUAUUUUUACACUCAACACACAAGAACAAAUUCCACACAUUUAAAGUUUCUACAUAAUUUGCUUAUGUACAAACAGAAAAGCGAGUAAACUUAAUUGCAAUGUACAAUAAUUUUCUGAAGUUAAGUGUAUUUAUUUUGAUCCAAAACAGUUAAUGAAUGAACAAAGCGGCGAGCAAUGGCCUGCAUUUUUCAAAUAACGCAAACUUAAACCUUAUGAUUCCAAUUAUACGAAAUUAAAAGUAUUCUAAGCUACGUAUAGCAUAAACGAAACGAUAAAGAAAAAUAAAUUAACAAUAAUUGUUAAACAUAAACUAGAAAGAUAGUUAUUGUGAUGUCUAUUAUUAUACUAUGUCUUAUCGAAAAAGACGAUAUACAACUACAGAACCAUA
Molecule: messenger RNA, 2677 nt
Organism: Drosophila biarmipes
Lineage: Eukaryota; Metazoa; Arthropoda; Insecta; Diptera; Drosophilidae
Product: protein phosphatase 1H
Exons: 3
Coding region: 313-2229 (638 amino acids)
Biological process (GO): protein dephosphorylation
Molecular function (GO): cation binding; protein serine/threonine phosphatase activity
Source: RefSeq, a predicted model, not a curated record